This is a messenger RNA of Epithele typhae, 2667 nucleotides long. RefSeq names its product COG complex component. Gene Ontology annotation, biological process: intra-Golgi vesicle-mediated transport; protein transport; Golgi organization. Gene Ontology annotation, cellular component: membrane; COG complex. The coding region runs from base 1 to 2667 and encodes 888 amino acids. Lineage: Eukaryota; Fungi; Basidiomycota; Agaricomycetes; Polyporales; Epitheliaceae. The transcript is spliced from 12 exons. The record is from RefSeq and is a predicted model, not a curated record.
AUGACCUCUGCCAAAAGUCCCGACGCAGUUGCCUCCAGAGAUCCCUUCGAGCUCGACCGACUCGCCGAGGAGCUCGCGGUGCGCGAAGCAUCAGCCAAACGAGCGAAUGGCACAGGAGAACACGACGAUCUACCGGAAGAGGCGCACAAACUACCGGUGCACGUUCCCCUCUCCCACAACGACGCUUACCUCUCCGCCGAGUCUUUUGACGUCGAGCAAUUCCUCCUUUCGCGCGCAUACACCUCCCUCCCCGAUCUCCGCACCGAGCUCAGAGACUAUCUCUCUACGCUCAAGGAGGAGCUGGUAAAGCUCAUCAAUGAUGAUUACGAAGCGUUCAUUAGCCUCAGCACUGAUCUCAGAGACGAGGCGACCGUUGGGGACUUGAGAACGCGCGUCCUCGAUGCCCGGAAAACGCUCCAGGUUAUCCAGGACGAGAUCAAAGAAAAACUUGACUGCCGAACAGUCAUCCGCGAGGAAAAGACAUUCCUCCAUCUGCUUCUCAAGAUCUCAGAGUCCAUUACCCGACUGGAAAGCUUAUUGCUCAUCUCCUCGCCAGGCGAUCCUGAGCCGGAAUCUGCUGUCGUUGGCAAUAUUCCUUUGCAGCCUCGCUCAGAGACCAAUCUCGAGGACAGGUCGCGAGGGAAUCGUGCUAAGCACAUAGCUCGGGUUGCUUCUGAGUAUACCCAGCUGUUGUAUCAUAUCUCUCGGGCAAGGACUGAACCUUGUGCCUUCAUCGACGAGUCUCAAUGGCGCGUCGAUCGUAUCAAGUCUACAUUGUCGUCCGAUCUUGAUCAUCUCUUCUCGACCACGCUGAGGAAAGCCAGCAAAGUCACCGAGAUCGAAAAGUCCAAGCUAUACGCUGACAUAACGGAGUGCUUGCGUACCUAUGAUGUCCUGGGGCUCUGGCGCGACGCCGAGGAUGUCCUGAGGCGAGAGGUAGUCAGGGAUUUCACAAAGAAGACUAUUUAUCCUGGAGCACUCUCUGCUCCGCACUCCCCCGUUGUUCCUCAUACACCUGGAUUCCCAUCGCGAGCUGGAUCAUCACCUGCUCCUCCCGUGACGGCUUCCUUCCCUCCUCGAACGCCAUACACUCCCUUCACGGCCUUCGCCACCAAGCAGAAUCCGUUCGAAUUCGCCCUGCGCGCAGACACAGGUGCAAGUUCUGGCUCCGCCUCGCACGCGCACAUCCUCGACGAAACGGACGACACGCUUGCAGCACUGUACAACGCCGUCCUCCGUUUCAUCGACCGCGACAUACGUCGUGUAAUGGAGAUCGCAGAGGCCGUAUGCGUCAAGUCCGGCUCGCGAUCCGACUCACAGCGCGAUGGGGAAGAGCCCGGGUUCGACAUCAUGGCGAACGUUGUAUGGUCCGAGAUCGGCCGCUCACUCAUGGAUGAGCUGGGAUCCGUUAUUUUCGCAGCAGGCAAGCCGGAUGAGUUUCGCAAGCAUCACGAGACGACGCAAGCGUUCAUCCGAGCUCUCGAGUUCCUUGCCCCAUCUGUGCAAUCUGUGGAAGCGAUGCGCAAGCACAUUGUUUAUACCUCGUUUGAACGGCGAUGGCAGUUGCCGGUGUACUUCCAGCUGCGAUGGAAAGAGAUUGUCUCAAGAUUAGAGGAAGCUCUUCUCAAUACCAAGCUGGAGAGGUCAGCAACAAAGGUAUUCGCCCCGUUUGUGACACCUCAAGCAGUUGCUGUUCUCGAUGCCAUCCGUGCCAGUUGGAGCGCAGAGGUCUACAUCCCUGAGCUCGCGCCCAGAUUCUGGAGAUUCACAUUGCAGAUCCUGAGCCGAUACCAAACAUGGCUUGAUAAAAGUCUGCCUCCCUUCGAGCCUAAUGCAAAGGUUGCAGCCGCCGUUGCAGCCGAGCGCGCUGGGGUUGCCGUUUCGCCGGCAGUGCGGUCCAGCACACCGAUACCGACGGAAGCAGCUUCUGCGGAGAGUAUCGCUGCUGACGACAUGCUUCUGCAGCAAUUCGCCACCGCAGUGACCGACAUCAAGGCGAUGGAGAUCGGUGUCCUAAAGUUGUGGAUGGAGGAGCUCAACACGAUGCUUCCCGACGCGUCUUCGUCCGAGGGCGAGGAAGGGACAAGUGCAGAAGACGCCUUGAAACAUGCCCUUUCCAGGCUCACAACGCUUGCCCCCACCCUCCUCAACCAGAUCGUCGUCAUUCUGGCUCGGCGCGGCUGCGACGCCCUCCUUUCGAUGCGCUCCAUCCCGUCACAAUUUCGCGCAAUGUCGUCCAACCAGCGUGUCCCCACGGAACCUAGCUACUUCGUGUCCCUUGUCUUUAAGCACACCAAGGCCUUCUUCGCGAUUCAGACAGUUGAUGGUCCCGGGUCGGCGCUCAAGGACGCAUAUCUCAAGGUCGUCGCGGAAGAGGUGUUCGAGAUUGUGGCGCAACGAUACAUCUAUUUCCUCGCGGCCAUGAAGAAGACCGAGGAGUCGCUCCGACGGCUGAAGAAGGGUCAGCGUUCGACGUACUCCCUCUUCGGCUCAAGUUCGCGCGAAGAUGAUGCCCGAGCGGACGAAGAAAAGAUCCGGACACAGAUGAUCCUCGACGUAGACGCUUUUGGGCGAGAGGCAGAGUCUCUUGGGGUCGGGGUACAGGAGAGCGCGACAUACCGGAGCUUGGCUGAGAUGGCUCGGUCCAGUCUCACGGAGGAAAGCUGA